Temnothorax curvispinosus is the source of this 1704-nucleotide messenger RNA. RefSeq lists its product as uncharacterized. Gene Ontology annotation, molecular function: microtubule binding. NCBI's taxonomy places the organism in Eukaryota, Metazoa, Arthropoda, Insecta, Hymenoptera, Formicidae. The transcript has 2 exons. Gene Ontology annotation, cellular component: cytoplasm; spindle pole centrosome; nucleus. The record is from RefSeq and is a predicted model, not a curated record. Gene Ontology annotation, biological process: chromosome segregation; regulation of mitotic cell cycle; kinetochore assembly. Bases 2 to 1537 code for a protein of 511 amino acids.
GAUGGUAGAGACAAUAUCAAAUGGCAACAAUGUUCAUGAGACAUUAUUAACCGCAGUAGAAAAAGAAAAUUGUUCAAAAGAUCUAACAUCUUUUCCGAAAUGUCCAAAAAAUACUGAAGAUAAUAUCAAGACAAAUGAACAGGAAAAUUCUGAUCUUUGCCAGGUUUCAGAUCUGUUUGAUAAGCUUGCAAUAAAAGGCGCUACAAUGAAGAAUCCCGACGUGCCAAUGGAGAAGAAAUAUACUGUCGAAUACUUUGAACGCGUGUGGAAGGAAGAACAACAUAGGCUUCAGAAACUUUGCGAGGAAUGGACGAAAGUUCAAUCGCAGGACGACAUAAAGGAAGAUAUUCGAUGUCAAAUUAAUCAAGCAAUAGGACAAACAACUUUGUUAAUUAAAGAGAAGUUUAAACAGUUUUAUGGAUUAAUACUAGACUGCGAGAGAAAAGACGGUAACGUGUUGAUAUCUUGUACGGACUUGCACGGAUUUUGGGACACCAUGUACAUAGAAGUGAAGGAUUGCGAUUCGCGUUUUGCAAAAUUGGAGAAACUUCGUGCUAGAUGUUGGCAAGAGGAUCAGUCAUCUUCUGCGAUAUCUACUAGACCUAAGGAAAAGAUAGUUAUCAAAAAGAGAAGUGUACCGGUAAGGAAAAGCUCACUGCAAUCAAUAAUUUCAUCUGAUAAAGAGAAAAAUAUAGCAAAAAUUCAAGUUAAUAAGCAAAAGAAAAGUUCGCAGGAAAUAACAAGUGUGAGUAACGAUCAAUGUAUUACGCCUUGCAUGACUAAUAAAAGAGCUCUAAGUGUUCAUAGAAGAAAUUCUGAUCUAUCGCAUAAAGGAAGAUUUCUAGAAUUAUCUACUGGUAUGUGUACAUCGACGCCUCUCCCCGUUAAUGUUAGCACUCCAUUGAUAACAAUGAAAGUAAGCCAACUGUACAACAAAUCCACGAUGCUGUUAAACGAUACGACGCUGUAUAUAACUCCUGAACAAACACCGAGGAUGAGUCCAAUAGAGAAAUCGGAAAGGCUUGUAAGAAGUAAAAGUUUAAGAACGAAAUUGGCGUACGAAACUGAUUCAAAAGAUAAUUUCACCACGAUGAAAUCACCCGAUGAGAAAUUGGAGCUCGAUCAAAAUUCUCAAGUUUCAUCAAAGAAGAUAAACAAAUCUAAUGAGCUACAUUCAAACGAGCAUAUUCAUAACGAAGAAAAAUCGAAUUCUGGAACCAAUUCCAGUUCCAGUUCCGCCCAAACAGUGAUCGAAAAAUCACCAAACAAAAAUAACAGCACUUUUAUAUUAUCUCCGUAUAGUACCGAUUUACCUAAGACUCCGACAGAAAGCAAAAGUUCCGUUAAAGAAUCCUCGUCAAAGAAGAGUUCGAAGAUAAGAUCAUUCGGAAGUGCAAGACAUUCGACUGUGAAUAAAAUUGCAAGCUCUUUUGGGAUUCCAACUACUCCAAACCUUCCGUCUACAUCUCGCAAUGCAUCGUUAAAGCAUGAUGUCAGGAAUAGCAGCUCCAAGAUGACACCGAGUACAAAAAAAUAAAAAACAAAGCCAUUUUGGAUGUUAUGCAUCGAAAUUAAAAUCGAAAUAAUAUCCCCAUGCACACAUCCACAUAUAAAUAAGGAAAAUCAGUUAAUUCUUACGACAUCAACGAAGAGUAUAUAAAGGCUAAUGAGAGAAUAUAUAUAAUAAAUACUGAUAAAAGAAUG